AUGUUCUGCUACCCUCUUUUCUUCAGCGGUACUCCUCCCUUGUCUAUUCACUUCGUCAACCACCGUCCUUGUCGAGUCGUCAAUCCAGCUGCUGCGCUCGAGCUCAGGCGCUCAAACGCUCAAACGCAAGCGAACGUGAUCUUCCUGAUCCCCGCACCACCUCGUCGUCGUUGUUCUGAAAAUUCAAUCAGGAAGUGGACCAUCUCAUUUGGAGAUUUGUCGCACGAGCUCACCGAAUGUGGAUACGAGGCGCGUAUCGUGCACCAUCUUUUACCACCAGGUUUCACCUGA
Molecule: messenger RNA, 291 nt
Organism: Heterobasidion irregulare TC 32-1
Lineage: Eukaryota; Fungi; Basidiomycota; Agaricomycetes; Russulales; Bondarzewiaceae
Exons: 2
Coding region: 1-291 (96 amino acids)
Source: RefSeq, a predicted model, not a curated record